AUGAGAAUGCUUUUUGAAAUUAGAGAUCUUAGAUUUGCUACUCCAGCUACAGUAUCAAGAGCUGGUAUUUUAUAUAUUUCAGAUGAUAAAGGAUAUUAAUGGAGAGCAUAUGUAAAAUCAUGGGUAAAGAAUAAUUUCAAUGAUGAUAAAUUCAAAUAAGAUUUAUAGAAAUUAUUUGAUAGAUAUAUAGAAGGUACAUUAUUGUUUUUAAAGAAACAUUGUAAAACAUUGAUUCCAGUUAAUCCAAUUUCAAUGAUUAUUUCAUUGUGUAAAGCUUUAUUGCCAUUAUUAUAAGGAGAAGUUAAAAAUAUGGAAUAUCAUUUUGUUUAUUGUUGUGUUUGGGCUAUUGGUGGAGUUUUAUCUGAAAAAGAUUCAAUUGAUUAUCGUAAAGAUUUCUCAAAUUGGUGGAAAGGAGAAUGGAAAACGUCUGUUAAAUUCCCAAGUAAAGGAACUGUAUUUGAUUAUUUUGUUGAAUAAAAUACAGAAAAUGUUAAAUUUGAUGAAUGGGCUAAGAGAUUAACAGCUAUAGAUUUUGAUCCUACAUAAGGAAUGGUUAUGGGAAAUAUUACAGUACCAACUAAAGAAACUCUAGCAACAAGUGAAUUAGUUAAAUAAUUUAUUUAUGUUUAAUAACCAGUACUUAUGAUUGGUUAAUCAGGUUGUGGUAAAACAUAAUUAGCCAAAGGUAUUUUAAGAGAUAUUGUAAAAGCAUAACCAGAUAACUUUACUUUCUAAUUAAUCAAUUUCAAUUAUUAUACUGAUUCUACAUAUUUAUAAGCAUAAUUAGAAUAAUAAUUAGAAAAGAAAGCAGGUAGAUAAUUUGGACCUUAAGGAAAAGGUAAAUUAAUUUAUUUCAUUGAUGAUUUAAAUAUGCCUUAAUUAGAUCCAUAUGAUACAUAAACAGCAAUAGCAUUAUUAAGAUAACAUGCAGAUUAUGGUCAUUGGUAUGAUCUUGGUAAAUUAAGUUUAAAAGAUAUCAUUAAUACAUAAACAAUUGCAGCCAUGAAUCCAUCUGCUGGUUCAUUCUUUGUUAAUCCUAGAUAUUAAAGACAUUUUUGGACUGUUUCUAUUCCUAUUCCUGAUAAUGAAAGCUUAUUCUUAAUAUACAAUACAUUCUUAUCAGGACAUCUUAAAAGAUUCAAACCAGCAGUUUCUGAAAAUGGACCUGCUAUUAUUAAAGCAGCAUUAUAAUUACAUACAAGCGUAAUUUAGAAUUUUAGGAAGACUGCCAUAAAUUUCCAUUAUGAAUUCAAUCUUAGACAUAUUUCUAAUGUAAUAUAAGGAUUACUAUUGGCAGAUCCUGCAAAAUUCAUUGAUUCAGAUAAAUUAAUUAGAUUAUGGGUUCAUGAAUCUGAAAGAACAUAUGGAGAUAGAUUAGUUUCAAUGGAUAAUCUUAAUACAUAUAAAGCUUUAAUGUUUGAUCUCUUAAAAAAACAAUUCACAAAAUUCAAUUUCAGUAGAUUCUUUGCUAAAGAUAAUCCUGAAAAUUUAAUCUUUUGCAAUUUCUUAGCUGGUAUUGGUGGUGAUAGAUUUUAUGAUUAAAUGCCAAAUGAUAAAUUGGAACCAGUUAUUACUGAAGCACUCAAAGAAUAUAAUGAUAAUUUUGCCUAUAUGGGAUUAGUAUUAUUUGAGGAUGCUCUUAAACAUGUUUGUAGAAUAACUAGAAUAGUAUUACCACCAGGAGGACAUUCUCUAUUAGUAGGAGUUGGUGGUAGUGGUAAAUAAUCAUUAACUAAAUUGGCUGCAUUCAUUAUGACAUAUACACUCUUUAUGAUUACUAUCUCUAGUAAUUAUGGUAUGAAUGAUCUCAGAACUGAUUUAUAAUUAUUAUAUUAGAAAUCUGGUGUUAGAGAUGAAGCUAUUAUGUUCUUAUUUAAUGAAGGUUAAAUCACUAAUGAAAGAUUCUUAACUUAUAUCAAUGAUUUAUUAUCUUCAGGAGAAGUAGCAGAAUUAUAUAACUCAGAUGAAAAAGAAGUCUUAAUCAAUUAAAUUAGACCUAAAGUUAAAGCUGAUGGUAGACCAGAUACAAGAGAUUCAUGUUGGGGAUGGUUUAUUGAUAAAGUUAGAUAAAAUUUACAUAUGACUUUAUGUUUCUCACCAGUUGGAGAAUCUUUACGUAAAAGAGCUCGUCAAUUCCCUGCUCUUGUCAAUUCUACUGUUAUUGAUUGGUUCUAACCAUGGCCAUAAGAUGCUCUUUAUAAUGUUGCUUAACAAUUCUUAAAAGAUAUUGAUGUUCCAACUGAUCAAGUUAGAGAAGCUAUUGUUAAAUUUAUGCCAUUCUCAUUCAAAUUAGUUAAUGAUUUAUCUGUCAAAUUAUUAGAAUAAGAAAGAAGAUAUGUCUAUACUACACCUAAAUCAUUCUUAGAAUUAAUCAAAUUAUAUAUAUUCAUGUUGAAAACCAAAAAAGGUAUGCUUGAAAAAAACAAAGAAAGAUAUGAAAAUGGUCUUAUUAAACUUAGAUCUACUUAAGCAUUAGUCGCUGAAAUCGAAAUUCAAGUUAAAGAAAAAUAACAAGAAGCUGAAUAAAUCAAAAAUGAAGCUAAUCAAGUCGCUGAAGUCGUUGGAAAAGAAAAAGCAAAAGCUGAAAUCGAAAAUGCAAAAGCUGCAGAUGAAGAAGCUAAAUGUUCAACUAUCAAAUAAGAUGUUGAAUAGAAAAAAACAUCUACUUAAGCUGAUUUAGAUGCUGCCAUUCCACUAGUAGAAUAAGCCAAGGCUGCCUUGAAUGGAUUGAGUGAAAAAGAUUUCUAAGUUGCUAAAAACUUUGCAACUCCUCCAUCUGGUGUACCUGAUGUCUUCUCAGCCACCAUUUUCUUAUUAGCUGGUUUCUAUAAUGAACAAAUUGAAAUUGAUCCUAAAUCUAAAAAACCAAAAGCAUUUGAUUGGAAGAGUGCAUAAAAAAUGAUGCAAAAGCCAAAAGAAUUAUUGAAUAAAUUAAUGGGUUUCAAAGAUAUUGUCGAUGCUAAUUAAGUACCACCAACAAAUGUUGAUUUUGUUAAGAAAAAUUAUUUGAAUUUAGAACAUUUCAAUGCAUAAACAAUGGCUAAUAAAUCAUCAGCUGCUAGAGGUUUAUGUGAUUGGGUUAUUAACAUAGUUAAAUAUUAUGAUGUAAUUUAAGUUGUAGAGCCAAAAAGAUAAGCUCUGAAGGAAGCAAUACAAUAAUUAGAUGAUGCAAAUGCCAAAUUAGCGAAAGUUUAAGAAUAAGUGAAAGAAUUAAAUGAUAAAUUAGCUGUUUUGACUGCUGAUUACAAUAAAGCAAUGGCACAAUUACAAGCUGCAUUAGAUUAAGCAGCAAAAUGUGAAAAAAGACUUAACUCAGCAAAUCGUUUAGUUAAAGCUUUGGGUAGUGAGAAUGAACGUUGGGAUUAAGCAAUAAAAAUGUUGGAAGGAUAAAUUCAAUUGUUAAGUGGUGACGUAUUGGUAUCUGCUGCUUUUGUUUCUUAUGCAGGUCCAUUCAAUAAGAGAUUUAGAGAUGUAAUGAUAAAAGAUUACUUUUUGAAAUUCAUAAUAGACAAUAAGGUUCCAUUAAGUAACAAUGCUGAUCCAGUAAAAUUACUGACAGAUGAAAGUACAAUAGCUAAAUGGAAUCAAUAAUUAUUACCAAGCGAUGCAGUCAGUACAGAGAAUGGUACAAUAUUGACUAAUUCUGAAAGAUAUCCUUUAAUAAUAGAUCCUUAAUUAUAAGGUAUUAAAUGGAUAAAAGAGAAGGAAUCAGCAAAUAAUAUGAAAAUAUUGCGUAUUGGAUAAAAGAAUACAAAUAGAUAGAUAGAAUUUUCAAUAUAAGCAGGAAAUCCAUGUUUAAUUGAAAAUAUGGAUGAGAGAAUUGAUGCUGUAUUAAUGCCAGUGAUAGCAAGACAAUUUAUAAUAAAGAGUUCAGGAUAAAAGAAGAUUAAAUUUGCAGGUUAAGAAUUAGAUGUACAUCCUAAAUUUUAAUUGUUCUUACACACAUAAUUGAGUAAUCCUCACUAUCCUCCUGAAAUAUAAGCAGAAGCAACUUUGAUAAAUUUCACAGUUACUGAAGAUGGUUUAAGUGAUUAAUUAUUAGCAUUGGUGGUUGGAAGAGAGAGACCAGAUUUAGCAUAAAAGAAAGUUGAAUUGAUAUAACAAUAAAAUUCAUUUAAGAUAAAAUUAAAGGAAUUAGAAGAUGAAUUAUUAUAUAAAUUGGCAAAUGCUGAAGGUGAUAUUUUGGAAGAUAUUGCAUUGAUUGAAAAUUUAGAAUAUUCAAAAAAGAUUUCAACUGAAAUAGCUGAGAAAGUAGAGAUUGCAAAAGCUACAGAAGCUAAAAUUAAUGAGACAUCAGAAUAAUAUAGAAAUGCAGCUGCAAGAGGUGCAUUAAUUUAUUUCUUAUUAACAGAUUUAUCAAAGAUUCACUCUUUCUAUAAAUAUUCAUUAGAAUCUUAUUUAGUAGUUGUACAUAGAGCCAUCGAUUUGAUUUCUGAACAUAAACAUGUUUAAACAGGAGUAAUGUUAGAUGAGAAAGCAGCAGCCUAAAUAGAUGUUGGUAAGAAGAAGGAAGGAGGAGAAGGAGAAGAAGAAGAAGCUGGUGAAGGUGAAGAAGGAUAAGAAUAAUAAGAAUAAGAAGAAUAAUAAUAAGAAGAAGAAUAAUAAUAACAAUAAGGAGAAUAAUAAGAAGGUGAAUAAUAAGAAGGAGAGUAAGGAGAAGGCUAAUAAGGUGAAGGUGAAGAAGGAGAACCUAAAGAAGGUGAAGAAGGAGAAUAGAAAAAAGAAGAAUAAGCAGAAGAACCAAAGAGACCAGCAGAUGAUGAUUAAUUAACUCCAUAAUCUUUGAAGAAGAGAGUUAAUUAAUUAAUUGAAAGUAUUACUUAUACUUCAUUCUAAUAUGCUAGAAGAGGAUUGUUUGAAAGACAUAAGUUGAUAGUAUCAACUAUGCUUACAUUAAGAAUUAAUCUUAAAGCUAAUAAAUUACCAAAAGAAUAAGUUGAUCAUUUGAUUAUAGGCAAAAUAGAAUUGAAUCCUCCUCCUAUGCCUGAAUCAUUAAAAUCAUUCUUAAAUGAUACCAUUUGGGCAUGUUGUAAGGCUUUAGAAUCAAUCCCUGACUUUAAUGGUCUUGGAUAAAGUCUUGAAGUAGAUAAUCUUUAAUGGAAGAAAUGGUAUAAUGAAGAAAAAGCUGAAAUAAGUGAUCUACCUAAAGCAUUCAGUCAUCUUAAGAAAUUCCAUAGAUUAUUAUUAUUAAGAACUAUGAGACCUGAUAGAUUAACGUCAGCUAUGGCUAAUUAUGUUGCUGAAGAAAUGGGAGAUAAAUAUGUUGAAUAACCUCCAUUCUCUAUCUUUGAAACAUUUAAUGAAAUGGCUCCAACAACACCAAUUUUCUUUGUGUUAUUCCCUGGAGUUGAUCCUACUCCUGAAGUUGAAAGAGUUGCUGCCUAAUAUGAUAUUACAUCAUUUAAUGGUAAAUUCAUUAAUAUUUCCAUGGGUCAAGGAUAAGAAGAAAUCGCUAGAAAAGCUUUACUUGAUUGUGCUGUUCAAGGACAUUGGAUUAUGUUAUAAAAUGUACAUCUCAUGUAAAAUUGGUUAACAGGUCUUAAUGGUUUGGAAGGAUAUCUUGAAACAGUUUAUGCUAAACAUCAUCCUAACUUUAGAGUCUUUAUUUCAUCAGAACCCCCUCCCUUACCUGAAAUGAAGAUCAUCCCAGAAUCUAUUUUAUAAGCUUCUGUCAAAGUUGCUAAUGAAGCACCAUAAGAUUUAAAGGCAAAUCUUAGAAGAGCUUAUGCUCACUUUGAUUAAGAAUUCUUGAAUAAAUGUUAAAAAAAACCAUAAGAAUUUAAAGCCUGUUUGUUUGCUUUAUGUCAUUUCCAUUCCCUAGUCUUAGGAAGAAAGAAGUUUGGUGCUUAAGGUUGGUCUAGAAUUUAUAACUUUAAUGAUGGUGAUCUUACAAUUUGUGCUAAUGUCUUGUAUAAUUAUUUAUCAAAGUAUGAUGUUGUUCCUUGGGAUGAUUUGAAAUAUAUUUUUGGUGAAAUUAUGUAUGGUGGACAUAUUACAGAUGAUUGGGAUAGAAGAACCAAUGCAACCUAUUUAAAAGUGUUAAUUAAACCUGAAUUAUUAUAACCAGGUUUCAAUUUAGGACCAGGAUUCAAAUCACCAGAUCCUUCGAAAUUCGAAUAUGAAUAAUACAAAGAAUAUAUUGAAAAGAAAUUACCAAUAGAAUCACCAUAAAUGUUUGGUAUGCAUCCAAAUGCUGAAAUUGGUUAUUUAACAUAAUAAUGUGAAACUCUAUUCAGUACAAUAUUAGAUGUCCAAGGAGGAUCAAGUAGUGGUGGUGGAGGUAAAAAAGAUGAUGGAGUUAUGACUUAAUUAACAUUAUUAAAAUCCACAACACCUGCUGACACCAAUUUAAUGGAUGUAACAGCUAAAGCAUCAGAAAAGACACCUGAUUAGAUUGUAUGUUUAUAAGAAUGUGAAAGAAUGAAUAUUCUAUUAGGUGAAAUAAGAAGAUCCCUUGAAGAUCUAAGAUUAGGUUUAACUGGUGCAUUAAAUAUCACUGAUUAAAUGGAAGCCUUAUCUCUAUCAUUAUAAUUCAAUAAAGUACCAGCAAAUUGGGAGAAAUUUGCUUAUUUCUCAAGAAAAGGUUUGGCUGCUUGGUUUAAUGAUUUAAUUGAAAGAACAAAUUAAUUAGCUGCAUGGACAUAAGAAAUGGUUACUCCACCUUCAUUAUGCAUUAGUUAUUUAUUUAACCCAAUGUCAUUCUUGACUGCCAUUAUGUAAAAGACUGCCAGAGAAUAAGGUUUACCUUUAGAUGAUGUAUAAUAUUAUUAUUUAUAUUUUUUAGAUGGUUUUAUAAACCAAUGUAACAGCUGUCAAAGGACAUGAAGAAGUUGUUGUUUCGGCUGAAAAUGGUGCCUUUAUCCAUGGUCUCUAUUUAGAAGGAGCUGCUUGGGAAUUAGGAGGAUAAGGAUAAGAAGGAUAUCUUAUUGAAUAAAAAUAAAAAGAACUACAUCCAAAAUUACCAGUUGUUAAUGUAAUUGCUGUUACUGCAGAUAAAAAGAAGAAAAUUGGAUAAUAUUCUUGUCCAGUUUAUGUUACAUCUAUGAGAGGACCUACAUUUGUAUUUACAGCCAAUCUAAAUAUGGAAAAUGAAGAUUCAGACGUAUCUAAAUGGAUUCUCAGUGGAACUUGCUUAUUGAUGAGUGACGAUUGA
Messenger RNA from Paramecium sonneborni, 7153 nucleotides. The record is from the annotation of a GenBank genome assembly. Lineage: Eukaryota; Ciliophora; Oligohymenophorea; Peniculida; Parameciidae.